AUGGAUUUCUCUCUUAAGAAAUCAUUCAAAGGCAAUAGUUCUUUUAAACACAUUAGGAGAUUCUCUGGUGGCGGAGGGGGGGACAAUAAUUAUAGCAUCAGCCCUGAAGAGCUGCCCAUUCUCCACCACCAUCAAUCAGAUAUUCCAUAUGACAAUCAACAACGAACGUCAAUGGGUUCAAAUUACCAUAAUGAGGUCAUUGUCAAGGUUGACAAUGGAAAUUCCUUCUCAGAAGACAGUUCUACUGAUGUUGUUAAGGUUGACAGAGCACCAAGUUUUGGUUUUUCGCAAAAUGGACAACAGGACGUGAUGCAAGACCCGCCUUCGAGGCUGAUCGGUCAGUUCUUGGAAAAUCAGAAAACCUUUGGUGGCGGCGAGAUUACAUUGGACAUGGACAUGGAAAUGGAUGAACUAAAAGGUGACCGAGGAUCAUCACGUGGAAGACACCUGCCUUCCUUCCCAGAAUCACCACCGACUAAGCCAUCCUCUAGAGAAAUUCGUGUGUCCUUCGAACCGUCUCUCUCCGGAGGCAGCCUUAAUGGUGCACUCGAAUCUGUCAGAAGGCGAUGCAAGGAGGACGGUCCAGUCAAUUCUCAUCAACGAAAACAAGAACUGGAACGCGAAGAAGUUUUGAAGUGCUCGUCGAAUGCAUCCUUUCGGAGACAUGCCAAUCCACUGUCAAGAUUGAAAACAAAAUCAAGACUUAUAGAUGACCCUUCGCCACAGGAAUUGGAGAGAAUGUCAGGGAGGAUACCAAAGUCUGGGCCAAUGAGAUCCGGGAUGUUAAGUAGGGUGUUGUAUGAUGAGGAUGAUGAGGAUCCAUUAGAGGAUGUGGACUUACCGGAAGAGUACAAGAAGGAAAAGUUAAGUACAUUGACUGUCCUCCAAUGGUUGAGUUUGAUUGUGAUUUUAGCUGCCCUGGUGUGUAGUCUUUCUAUUCGUGAUUUAAAGAAAGUGAAGAUUUUGAACCUUGAGUUAUGGAAAUGGGAAGUUUUGUUGCUGGUUUUGAUAUGUGGAAGGUUGGUUUCGGGAUGGGGGAUUCAUUUGAUAGUGUUUUUCAUUGAAAGAAAUUUUUUGUUGCGGAAGAGGGUUUUGUAUUUUGUGUAUGGAUUGAGAAAGGGAGUGCAGAAUUGUUGGUGGUUAGGGCUUGUUUUGUUGGCAUGGCACUUCUUAUUUGAUAAGAAGGUUCAAAGGGAUACCAAAAGUGACUUUCUCGAAUAUUUUACUAAAAUCUUGGUUUGUUUUUUGGUGGGGAAUUUCAUAUGGUUGAUUAAGACUUUGAUGGUUAAGGUGCUUGCUUCUUCUUUCCAUGUUAGCACUUAUUUUGACAGAAUUCAGGAGUCACUCUUCAAUCAGUUUGUGAUAGAAGCAUUAUCAGGUCCACCAUUGAUUGAAAUACAAAAAGCUGAAGAUGAUGUAGAGAGGAUUGCUGCUGAGGUCCGCAAGCUGCAGAAUGCUGGGGUUACAAUGCCUGCAGAACUCAAGGAAUCUGUCUUCCCACCAGCUAAGAGUGGGAGGUUGAAUCCCAAUAGAGUAAUACAGAAAACUUUCACAGCAAAAAGCUUUAAAUUUUCCGGAAAACUUUCACAAAAGGGGGAGAAAGAAGCGGAUGAUGGGAUCACAAUUGACCACUUACAUAAACUUAAUACCAAGAAUAUUUCAGCUUGGAAUAUGAAGAGGUUGAUGAAAAUUGUGCGGCAUGGCUCACUGUCCACUUUGGAUGAGCAGAUACUAGGUGCUGCUACUGAGGACGAAUCCACGACACAUAUCAGAAGCGAAAACGAGGCGAAAGUUGCAGCAAGAAAAAUUUUUAAUAAUGUGGCUCGCCAUGGAUCAAAGUUCAUCUACUUGCAGGAUUUGAUGCGCUUUUUGGAAGAAGAUCAAGCUUUGAAGACAAUGAGUUUCUUUGAAGAAGCAUCUGAAACCAGCAGAAUCGGUAAAUCAUCCCUGAAGAACUGGGUGGUCAAUGCCUUUAGGGAAAGAAGGGCACUCGCUCUAACGUUGAAUGAUACAAAGACUGCUGUGAACAAGCUCCAUCAGAUGAUAAACGCAAUAGUUGGCAUUGUUAUAGUUGUAAUCUCCCUAGUCAUACUUGGAAUUGCCAAGAGCAAGUUCUUUGUGCUUCUAGGAUCACAGGUUCUUGUUGUGUCCUUUGUUUUUGGAAAUACUGCCAAGACAUUGUUCGAGUCAAUUAUCUUCUUGUUCGUUAUCCAUCCAUUUGACGUCGGAGAUAGGUGUGAGAUAGAUGGAGUCCAGCUGAUAGUGGAGGAGAUGAACAUUCUAACAACUUUCUUCCUAAGAGCUGACAAUCAGAAAGUCUUGUAUCCUAAUAGUGUUCUUGCAACCAAACCAAUCGGCAAUUACUAUCGCAGUCCUGACAUGGGCGAUUCAGUUGAAUUCCACAUCCACAUAUGCACUCCAGCCGAAAAAGUUGCUCUUAUGAAGCAGAGAAUAACAGGUUACAUUGAGGGCAAGAAAGAGCACUGGUAUCCUGAUCCUUCAUUUGUAUUCAAGGAAGUAGUAGAUUUGAACAAGAUGAUGGUAGCAGUUUGGAUUAGGCAUAGAAUGAACCAUCAAGACAUGGCAGAGAAAACCAAAAGAAGAGCUCUUCUGCUAGAAGAGAUGGUGAAAAUAUUCAGUGAGCUUGACAUUCAAUACCGUUUAUUUCCUAUUGAUAUCAACAUCCGUGCCAUGCCUCCUCUUGACAAAAAGUAUCUCCUGCCUUAG
Messenger RNA from Populus euphratica (Euphrates poplar), 2727 nucleotides. RefSeq names its product mechanosensitive ion channel protein 6-like. Bases 1 to 2727 code for a protein of 908 amino acids. Gene Ontology annotation, molecular function: mechanosensitive monoatomic ion channel activity. Gene Ontology annotation, biological process: monoatomic anion transport; transmembrane transport. NCBI's taxonomy places the organism in Eukaryota, Viridiplantae, Streptophyta, Magnoliopsida, Malpighiales, Salicaceae. The transcript is spliced from 5 exons. The record is from RefSeq and is a predicted model, not a curated record. Gene Ontology annotation, cellular component: plasma membrane.